Misgurnus anguillicaudatus (oriental weatherfish) is the source of this 722-nucleotide messenger RNA. The record is from RefSeq and is a predicted model, not a curated record. NCBI's taxonomy places the organism in Eukaryota, Metazoa, Chordata, Actinopteri, Cypriniformes, Cobitidae.
AUGCGAGUGAUUACUUACACUAACACAGUCCAGCCGUAUCCUGAUCAUCCAGACAGAUUUGAUGGUUUUUAUUCUCAGGUGUUGUGUAGUGAGAGUUUGAGUGGACGCUGUUACUGGGAGAUUGAGUGGAGUGGUGAGGUUGAUAUAUCAGUGUCAUAUAAGAGCAUCAGCAGGAAGGGAGGUGAUGAGUGUUUGUUUGGAUAUAAUGAUCAGUCCUGGAGUUUGUGCUGCUCUGGCUCCAGUUGUUCAUUCAGGCACAAUAACAUUGAGACUAAACUCCCUGUAGUGUUCAGAUCUUCUAGAAUAGGAGUUUAUGUGGAUCACAGUGCAGGAUCUCUGUCCUUCUACAGCGUCUCUGACACAAUGACCCUCAUCCACAGAGUCAACACCACAUUCACUAAACCUCUCUAUCCUGGGUUUUGGGUUUAUCCUGGAUCAGUGAAACUGUGUGAUCUAACAAUAUAGAUGAUACAGAGAGUCUACAAAUAAUUUUGUCAUAUUAAAAGUCUGAACAUGAUGAAUCAACAACAAAGAAAUAAUAAAUCUUUCAUUUACUAAUUAGCAAUUUUAAAUAACUGAUUGUAAUGUUAUAUUUUAAUAAUUGUAUUUUGUCCUGUCAAACAGAGGUAGCUGUACAGUAGUUAUUCACAGUUAAUAUUAUUCAUCUACAGCCGUGUAUUCUUUUAUGUGUACAAACCACUAUAAAUAAAAUGUUAUACAAG